Gossypium raimondii (Peruvian cotton) is the source of this 935-nucleotide messenger RNA. RefSeq lists its product as hypothetical. The transcript has a single exon. The coding region runs from base 377 to 799 and encodes 140 amino acids. The record is from RefSeq and is a predicted model, not a curated record. NCBI's taxonomy places the organism in Eukaryota, Viridiplantae, Streptophyta, Magnoliopsida, Malvales, Malvaceae.
AUUUUCACAUUCAUUUCUUAAAGGGAAAACAAAUCAAUCAAAGGCAUUUAGCCGGAGAGAAAUACGCGGAAAAAUAUAAUCUCUUUGCAUCCAUGCAAUCAAUAUCUAUAGCUGCUUUUAUUUCUCCAUUUUAAAUAGACUCCGAUCAAGAAAAAGAAAUAGACAGUACGAGCCAAUUUCGGCUCUGAAAUGUAUAUGAAAUCUUCGCUUCUUCUUCACAUGUUCGUUGCUGUCGUUCAAGAAAGGGAGUGGGAAAAGGAGAGAUAAAACAACUUUCCUCAUCUGGGUUUGAAUCAAAAUCAAAAACCCAUUUGCUUGAUUACAACAAGGUCGAGUUUUUUUAGUUUUUUCUUUUCUUUUUUGCAGGUGAGCUUCAAUGGUGACCAAGAUAAUGGAGCCUUUUAAAAACAAAAACAACCAAAUCGAAGUUGAGUUCGCUGAGUGCGAUUGUUGUGGGCUAACGGAGGAGUGUACGCCGGCAUACAUUGCUCGUGUACGUGAAAAAUUCGAAGGGCGAUGGCUUUGUGGGCUUUGUUCAGAGGCGGUGAAAGAUGAGAGGAUUAGGUCGUCGUCGCCGGAAGAUAUUAUUACGAUCAACGAAGCGUUGGUUCGACACAUGAAGUUCUGUGAACAGUUUAAGUCGUCGAGUCCGCCUGUAAAUCCUACUGAAGAUUUGAUCGCUGCGAUGAGACAUCUGAUUUUAAGAAGUUUGGAUUCUCCGAGAAAGAACAACAACGGGUCGUCGUCGUUUGUCCGAUCCAAAACUUGUUUUUCCAGGUUUCCGGAUGGUGAAAGUUAAGAAGGAGGUUUCAGGUUCUGUCUAUGUAAGUUGAAAUAAUAUUUGUGCUUUCAAUAAGUUCUAUGGCAAAUGUUUUUCUUUAACAUUGAUAUUCUCCUCGUAUUUGUUUUUUUAAUAAAAUUAGUACGUUUUAACA